Messenger RNA from Radiomyces spectabilis, 3002 nucleotides. RefSeq names its product Sodium/calcium exchanger protein-domain-containing protein. Gene Ontology annotation, cellular component: membrane. Gene Ontology annotation, biological process: transmembrane transport; monoatomic cation transport; intracellular calcium ion homeostasis. The transcript is spliced from 12 exons. Bases 229 to 2946 code for a protein of 905 amino acids. Gene Ontology annotation, molecular function: monoatomic cation transmembrane transporter activity. NCBI's taxonomy places the organism in Eukaryota, Fungi, Mucoromycota, Mucoromycetes, Mucorales, Radiomycetaceae. The record is from RefSeq and is a predicted model, not a curated record.
GGAUAAUAUUACCGUAUGCAUCGAUCACCGAAGCAAAAAUAGAGAAAUAAGUCAAAAUCACCCCUUCGACCACCAUAUCAAUGAUAUUUUUCAUUGCUAACCCCCAAUAUCACUCGAUCACAGAAAGAAAGGAGACCAAAAUACCACAGUCACUUUCCCCUCUUUCGCAUAUUAAAAAGCUGGCACUUUGUAGUAAUUGCCGUGACUCAUUACUUCUCUCAAGUUCCCAUGGCGAACAAGCUUGUUCUCCUCUUUCUACUGGGAAACCUAUGCAUCGCCACUCUUAUCAUCAAAAGAGCCACGGCCCCGUCACUGGGUGUUUUUCGUCAUACUUCGCAAUGCGUCGACAUUAAUCAGCAAGAAGAUCGAUGCACGUUUGUGUUGGAAAAUUGUAACGAUUUUAGUCGCCUUUACCUUCGAUUCUAUUAUUGCACGACGUUAUGGAAGCCGGUGGCCGCUGCCGUAUUGAGUAGUGGGCUUUUGCUUUUAUUCGGUGCUGUCAGCGUUGUUGCCUCGGAUUUUUUUUGCCCUAAUCUGCAAACCAUUUCGUCAAAACUCAGUCUUUCCGAAAGCAUGGCUGGCGUCACUUUACUAGCAUUUGGUAAUGGAAGUCCUGAUCUUUUCAGCACUUUUAGUGCCAUGAACACGGGCGCAGGUUCGCUGGCGAUUGGUGAAUUAAUCGGGGCCGCAUUUUUCAUUGUGGCCAUUGUUUCCGGGUGUAUGGGAAUUAUCCGUCCCUUCAAGUCCAAGCGCAUUACGUUUAUGCGGGAUGCAUCUUUCCUUACAGGAGCUAUUGUCAUCAUGACUUGGAUUGUCUACCAACAGCGCAUCCAUUGGUAUAAUGGCGUCACAUUGAUUGUUUAUUAUUUGGCCUAUGUGUCCGUAGUUGUCUUCAGUACAUACCCCUUUUCUAAGCCAAAUAUGGAAGAUAUUGAGCAAAAAUUGCCUACUGAAGUUGUCCCCAAUGAGACAUCGCAAUUGCUAGGAAAGCACACGACACGACCGCCUCGGUUAUCUAUUCCCAACGAUGGCUUCUCUUAUACCAAUACCGAAUACAGCCGCCACUUGGGUCACAUUAUCUUGCCGGUGUCUCCCAAAUCCACGUCGCCCCGGCCAUCCCUUCAUAUUGACACCAUCAAUGUUCCCCGGAGCACAAGCACUCACGGCUCCUUAUCUGCACGACCGCAGCGCCAUCCAAUGACGCCCCGCAUAGGCAUUCGAACUUCCUUAUUUAGUGCGAUUGAGUUCCAAGAACAGAUUAGCAGUAUCCGACGUGCAUCGAGCAGUAACCACUACAUGCAUCGUGAUGCAUGUCAACAACAACAAUAUCGACGACAACGGCAGCGAUCCAUGCCACAGCAAAUGUGGAAGCGGUCCUCGCAACUUGUGGCACCAGGCGUGCAGCGACGUCGGCCACGCGCUUUCACCACGAUCGAUCAAUUAAUUGCUGUCACACCGGAACACUGUCAAUCCGACAAUGCUCACGGCACCACAGGCGUAGCAGAAGAUUAUUUUACUUACCUUUCCUCGCAUCAACUGCCGGCGCGUAAAGGCCAAUUGGCGUUGCCCGGUAUCGAUGUGACCAUUCCUGAAAUUAUUCUAGCCCCACCGACGGCCAAUGAAAACGAAGUGCAACGAGUGUAUCAGCGGCAAGAACCCCAGCCGUCAUUUCUGCAUGAAUCACACCCUCUGCCGUCGCCUCAGUAUCUGGGUCAAACCUAUGCAUCCUCAAAUUCAGCUGCAAGUCAGUCACUGAGCAAGCCAUUUUACAGCGCCUCUUCCCUUAUUCCUCCCAGCACAAGCUUUGCCACCUCUGAUUAUGAUAUCUAUGUGUCAGCUCGACAGAGUCCGGAACACAGCCCAUCACCAUCCUUUCAGGACUGUCGCUACCUUUCACCGUUGACGCUAAAAUCCAUCUCUGCCGAAUGUUCGUCACUGUCGCAGCUUUCCGGUUCGGGCCAUUUUCUCAAAGAAGCGUACCAGAUCCUGUUUCCGACGUUAAGGCAUUGGAAAGAGAAAACUUUAUUUUCUCAGCUAAGCUCGUUGAUCGCCAUGCCGCUCGUGUUGCUGUUUACGUUGACACUUCCUGUGGCUGAAGCGGACGAUGUGAAAAUCGAUGGUGUGGAAGUGCUAGACGAUGACAGCUUAACACCCGUUCCCACUGCUGACAUGCCAGUGAUGAAAGGGUACUUGACGGUAUCGCCACCUCAGGAAGAAUACACAGAGUUGCCUGACACCGCUUUGGAUAUGGAGGAUGAAAAUGCGCAGCAAGGCUGGUGCCGGUGGUUACUGGCAACGCAGGCUAUAAUUAGCAUGACCUUUAUUUUUGUUGUCAUGGCCAUUCACGAAUUUAUUGAUGUGAAUCAUAUUGGUAUCGGCUUGGGAUUGGGCACGAUCCUGGCUGGCUUGGUGCUGGUUUUCACUAAAGCGGAAGAAUCUCCUUCCUGGUUUUGGAUGGUGUCCUUUGGUGGUUUCUUUGUUGCGCUGCACUGGAUCUUCCUGCUGGCGAAUGAAAUGGUGGGAUUACUGCAGGCGCUUGGUAUCAUUCUUGAAAUCAGCGACGCUAUCAUGGGCUUAACCGUCUUUGCUUUGGGUAACAGUAUUGGUGAUCUGGUAGCAAAUACCGCCAUCGCAAAGAUGGGAUUUCCAACAAUGGCAAUUUCUGCCUGCUAUGCCGGCCCGCUUCUCAAUAUGGUUUUGGGUGUGGGCAUCUCUUCGACCUACCAAACAUGGACCACUGGACAAAGCUAUACGUUGGAUAUCGCACCGACCAUUCUCGUGUCCUGCAGUGGGCUGAUUGUAGUUCUGAUUAGCACGCUGGUUGUAGUCAGUUCCAACAACUAUCACAUCAAUGGAUCUCUCGGAUGGUGGAUGAUAUUUGUCUAUUUCGUGUGUUGCACGAUCAACUUUGCCCUAGAAUUCAAUUUGUUUCAAUGUUGCACUUGAAAAAAUUCAAAGCCUUCUGGCUGUUUCUAUACCACCCUCUCUUUAUUUUUCCUUCC